Messenger RNA from Drosophila melanogaster (fruit fly), 2173 nucleotides. RefSeq lists its product as uncharacterized. Lineage: Eukaryota; Metazoa; Arthropoda; Insecta; Diptera; Drosophilidae. Gene Ontology annotation, cellular component: endoplasmic reticulum membrane. The record is from RefSeq and is marked reviewed. The coding region runs from base 91 to 2061 and encodes 656 amino acids. The transcript has 6 exons.
AGUCAGCUGUCGGCAGAAAAAUAUUUCUGGAAUAACAAAAACAGACAAAAUUACCCGUAUCCGAACCGAGUCGUUAUUCCAACACCAAACAUGAACUGGCACAAGGGCAACAUUGCGGAGGCCGUGGCGGCAUCAAAGGCCAAGGGCGCCGUGUUUGUCGUCUUCAUCGAGGGCCAGGACGAAAUGACCCGAAAACUAGAGCGGUUCGUGGAUGACAGUCAGGUGCGCUCCCGCCUGGAAACCUCCGAUUUUGUCGCCAUCAAAGUCCAGGGAAAUAGCUCCGCCUACGGACAGUUCAUGUCGUUAUACAAAAUCGUGCCAAUUCCCUCGCUCUUCUUUAUUGGCAAAACGGGUACACCUCUGGAGAUAGCCACUGGGGUUACGGCCAGCGUAGAUGAACUGACGGAAAAGAUCGAUAAGGUUCUGAUCCUGGCGGGAAAACGAACCGAGCCUGUGGCAGCCAGCAGCUCUUCAUGUGCGAAGACACUUGACCCCAAUGAAGUCAGGAGCUUCGCCGGAGCAGAUGGCUCAAGCAGCACUGGGGAAUCUCAAGUAGUUCAAACAGCAUCAGAAAACUUUAGAGAUCCUGAAACCACCUCAGUUUCAAACUCACCAACUGGAGGUGUGGAGGAGGCCAAGACGAAUCCACCAAAUUCUCCUGUAGCAGCCAGCUUGGCAUCUAUACCCGCUGCUGUAUCAACCUCCAGUUUGGAAGGAAAAUCAGGAUCAGAGGCAGAGGCUGCUUCUCCCACCGCUUUGGCGGCCGAAAAGAGAGCAGCAGCGAGCAAAGUGGAGGGUUCAGCUACCACAUCCGGGGCAGCUGCUCGGAAUUUUGCCACUAAUAAUCUUAUACCGGCUGUGCCGCUAAUGACACCUGCUGUCCCAGUUCCAACACAACGACCGCUCGAAGCCCAGGACAACACCGAAUCCGAGGAAAGGUUGGCCGAAGUCAGGAACAUUCUGGAGCAAAAGCGAAAGGAGCGUGUGGAGGAGGAGAAACGUAUGGAGAAGGAGAACGAGCUGAGACGACGCAGGGACGGAAGGGAGGCACAGAGCCAACAGGCAAGGGCCAAGGAGCAGGAGCUCAAGAAUAUGCAGGAACAGAUUAAGCGUGAGCGUCAGGAGGAGCUGGCGGCCAGGGAGCGCAUUCGUGCCCAAAUUGCAGCCGAUCGGGCAGAGCAGGCACAACGUUUUAAUACGCCGGACAUUAGCAGCACGACCAAUUCGGUGGCGGCCACCGCUGCCUCCAACGUGAUCACAACAGACGCCUCGGUGAGUUCGGUGGACGAGACGAGGCUGCAGAUCCGACUACCCGGUGGCAUUCAGCGCACCAAAUCCUUUCCAGCCGGCGAGGUGCUGGCUACCGUUCGUGUCUACGUGCGAAACGAGAUGCUGGCGGCGAGCGAUGUACGCGACUUUACCCUGGCUACCAGUUACCCACGAAGGGAGUUCCAAACGGAGGACGAGGUCAAGACCCUGAACGAGCUAAAUCUAGUGCCCAAUGCGGUGGUUCUGGUGCUGACCAAGGAGCAAGUGAAUCGUGUGGUUCAAAGCGGUGGCUCCCUGAUGACCAUGCUGGGCACCGUAAUUUGGGCUUUGCUCACACCGGCGGCCAAGGCUUUCGACUACAUAAACAAGAUGGGUCUUCGACCGCUCACCCAGAAGCUGAGCGUGUUCAUGGCCAACUUCCGGUGGCCAGGGCAACGGGCCGGCCUGGAAGUUUACCAGGGCGAUGCUGCUGCCCGUCGCAACAUGGAUAUGUUCUCCCUGCGACCGACACCAGCUCCAGGCUACGAAUACGAUGGUGCUUCAACGGAACAGACUGGCGGAUCAGCGGAGCGGCCCACUCCACAAAAUCAACCGGGACCGGGAAAUACUCCGCCGGCUCAUAACACCAGCCAAGCUUCCGCUUCGCAGUCUCAGCAAUUCCAACAGCGACCCGGUGGCUAUCAGCCGCCAAAAUAUGGUGACUCGAAUAUUCGAAGAUUGCAGGAUACGAAGAAGGAUGAAAAGGAUAAGGACAAGGCAACUUAUAAUGGAAACUCCACGCAGCAGCAAUAGAAUAACGCAAUUCCUUUACAGUAAUCUGUUUGACGACAGUCUAUAGCUAUCGAACUAUGCAAUAACCUGUUAUGCUAAAUUUAAUUAUAUCAAUUCAAUAUUCCAAAAUAUC